CACACAAAAAGAAGUGAUUUAUGAGUGCUUAAAAAUAGUAAAUGAAAAUAAAUGCGUUUAAAAGAGAAAUUAAAACGCCCAACGAUGAAUAUUGUAAAAUUUAUGGCGGUACAAGUGGAGGAUGGCGCUAUUAAUGCGCCGUUUAUUCAUUGAUGCACAGGCAAAGCUACGCAGAAUGGUCGAAGAAAAUUCCAUGAAUUUAACAACUCGGAUUGAUUCGGAAUGUUCCGCUGCUAGUAUGCCUUCUAGUGAUCAAGCUGCAACUCCUGCUACAAUUGCAUACGCACCCUCGUCAUCGAAUGACUCAUCGGACAUAGCGUCUGUAGUGAAUUCAACAAACAAUACGCAAUCACCUCAAGCUCGACAACAACAACAAAAACAACUCGACGAUACAGAACAGCAACAACGUAACAUAACAGAUGAUAGUGUUAAAACAACAAAUACGACUACAUCAAAUUUAAUAGUAAAUGAUAAAACAAGUGAUUUAACAAAAAAUUUAUUAAAUAAUACAAGUUAUAGCAAUAGUAGGCCUAAUUUAAUUGAUGGUAAAAAAUUUAAAGAUAAAUUGAGUUAUUCAUUUGAUUCAUCAAAUGAAAAUACCGAUAUCGAUAAACCAUUAAAAACGGCAUGUGAUUUUAAAACGUUUAAAUCUAGUUCAGUGGAUAGUAGUGCAAGUGCUAACAGCGCUCAUGGUGGUGGCUUAAAUAAUAAUACAAUUAUUAAUGGCGACCUUAAAAAUAAUUUAGUGAAUAAUACAAAUAGUGAAACAAUUGAUGUGAAAAUGACGUGUCCGGAAUCGGAACAAAAUAAUUGUACGGCAACCGUAGCACCAGAGAAUAAAGAUGUUACUAGAAAUAAUAGUGGUAAACAAAUAACACCGGAAUCACCGCAACCAGGAUGUAGUAGUACAUCCAACAAUCAACAGCAACAGCAAUUAGAAUUAACAUCGAUGUUUUUGUCGUCAUCGUCUUCGUCAAGUAAAUCUAAAUCCAUUGAUACAUCAUCUAGUUUAUUGUCAUCUUUUGCAUCAAAAGGAUCAAAUUUGUCAAAUAAUAAUGGAACAGUAUCAGCGGCUGCAGCAAGACGUUUACGAUUAGAAAAUGAACGACUACAAGCAGAAAUAACUCGACUUCGACGACUUGUUGUGUCGGGUGUGAGUAAACAUGAAGUUAGCGUUACAGAUGGUAACACAGAAAAUGAAGAUUCGCCUGGAAGAUUACAACCAUUAGAAAUUGAACUUCAGUUAGCUAGAGAAGCGAUUGCAACAUUGAAAACAGAUCGCAAACGACUAAAAGCAGAGAAAUUUGAUUUAUUAAAUCAAAUGAAACAACUGUAUGCAACAUUAGAAGAUAAAGAAAAAGAACUUAGAGAUUUUAUUAGAAAUUAUGAGCAGCGGAUGAGGGAUAGUGAAACAUCUUUACAACAAUUAAACAAUGAACGUGAAGAACGUGAAAGAGAACGUUGGAGUUUGUUGCGACAUGCACGAGAUGAAGCAGAACGAAGUCUGUCACUUGCAGCACAAUUAAAUGCAAAAGAACUUCAAUUACAACAAGCUCAAGAACAAUUACAAGAGGCACGUCGUCAAUUAGCGGCUAGUGGUUGUUUAUCAGAUCAAGAGAGUUUACCAUCACUACCACGACAUAGUAUAAAUGGUGGUUCAUUAACACCAGGAUCAGGUGGCUUAUUAUCAAGUGGACAACAUGGUCUUGGUUUUGGAUCAUUAGCCGGCGAUCGUGGUAGUUGUAGCGCUGAUUCUGGGGUUCGUGUUAGCUCUGAUAGAGAAAGUGGCGGUGCAACUUCAGCUGGUGGAAAUUUAUCAGAUUCAACUACAGAUGGUACGCCGACCAUUACUGUAGAAGGAACUAACAUAGAUGUAGACACCAUUUCGGUGGUUUCUUCUAUCGCACCACAUAUGUAUCAAUUAGCAACACCUAAAGACUGCAGCCCAACUUUGAGCCCGUUAAACGCAAACGCAUUUACAAGAUCCAUGGAUUCUGGUGUUUUAUCAAGAUCUGUGGAACAACUUAGUUCACCUUUGGAUAUUGAACCGACAUCAGGAGCGGGUAGAAGAAUGAAAGUACCACAUAGUAGACCUGGUAGUGGUUCACGUGGAGGAACAUGGGGCAGUAUAUCAAGAGUGUUUGCCAGGUCACGUCAUCGGAAUAAACUUAGUAAUUCAACACCGGAAAACGAAUUGGCAUUUGAUCCAUAUCGCAGUUGGUCUCCAUUAACAGAAGAAGGCUAUGCAGAGAAAUUAAGGUUACUCCGAGAAGCUGCUUCAAUACCAAUGGAACGAUGGCGUGCACCAACAGUAUUGGCAUGGAUUGAAAUUGCAUUGGGUAUGCCACAAUAUGGCGCAAGAUGUGCCGAAAAUGUUAAAAGUGGCAAGAUACGUGGUUUACAUGGUCAGGUACUUUUGGAGUUGUCUGAUUUGGAAUUGGAAUGCGGUUUGGGUAUCACACAUCCAAUGCACAGAAAAAAGUUACGAUUAGCAAUUGAAGAGCAUCGAAAUCCAAACUUGGUACGAUAUCCUUGUAUUUCACAAUUGGGGCAUACGUGGGUUUCAAGUGAAUGGUUACCCGAUCUUGGUCUUGCACAGUAUGCUGAAAAUUUUGCAACAAAUAUGGUAGAUGCUAGAAUGUUAGAUCAAUUAAGUAAAAAAGAGUUAGAAAAAUUUUUAGGUGUAACAAGAAAAUUCCAUCAAGCGUCAAUAGUACAUGGAAUUCAUUUAUUACGUAUUAUGAAAUAUGAUCGUCAAGCAUUAGCGGUUAGACGUCAUCAAUGUGAAUCUGUGGAUGCAGAUCCAUUAGUAUGGACAAACCAAAGAUUUAUUCGAUGGGCUCGAAAUAUAGACUUAGGAGAGUACUCGGAAAACUUAAAAGAUAGUGGAGUCCAUGGUGGUUUAGUGGUACUGGAACCGUCAUUUAAUGGUGAUACAAUGGCAACCGCUUUAGGAAUACCACCUAGUAAAAAUAUGAUUCGGAGGCAUUUGAUAGCAGAACUAGAAGCAUUAAUUUUACCAGCACGAUCCACCUUAGAGCACUUUAUACGUGUACGAAGUGCUGGAGCCUCAAAACAACAACGUGUACCAGGUGGCUCUUUAGGAAGAUCUUUUUCACGAUCAUGCGGUGGAAAUUUAGCGGCUCCAUCACUUCCACCAACAACAAAUACGGGAUCGAGUAAUCAGGAGAGUGAAUCGCGAAGGUCAAGUUUAAGGGGAUCCCUUAGCCGAGCAUUUGGAUUAAUGAAAGGUGAUCGAGAUAAACAGUCGCCAACAUCUAGUUCAGAGACAUCAUCAAUUGUAAGUCGUAUUAGUCCACCACCAUCAUAUCCAUAUAGUCGAGGAUAUGCACAUUCAGCUGGUGAAUCACCAAUUUACGCAACACCCUUCAAUAUACGUCAUUCUGGUGGUUUUAUAAACAAUUUAAUAUCAGAGAAUGACGAUGAAAUAUAUGAAACAAAUCAUUACCAAAAAAUUGGUACAAAUAAAGACUUUUUAGAUAAUAUUAUUGAUACACCAACGAAAACAAACACGACCACUGUCUCAACAGAAAAUUGUUGUUAUGCUAGUCCCAAAAUUGAGAAAUCAUCAUUUAAAAAUAAUUUUUUAGCAAAUAGUUUGCAUCGUGGUAAGAAAAAUCAUCGACGAGUGAAAAGUAUUGGUGAUAUUGAUAGUAUUACUGCUGUAUCGUCUCCAGUUUAAAAAUAUCUCCUUUAUAAUAUUUAAGUUUAAAAUACAGCUGCUCAAUUAAAUACAGACGAAUGGGCCCCUAACAUUAUGUCUCAUUUCGCUGACGAGCUUGCGUCUGCCACAGUGGUUUUCUUGGACUGUCCAAUUGGACUAUAUUUUUUAUUCCAGUUCAUUAUCUGAAAGUCUGACGCAAAAUAUCCUCGGAUAUGGGCACUGGUUUACUUUUUUUCUUGACUUUAAAAUCUGUUGAUAGCAAUUGUUCUGCCAAUUUGAGUUCUUAAUAAGAAUUAUCAUCACAGGCAUAAAGUGAAAACUUAUUACACGUAAGAAUUGCUCGGCAUUUAUUACAAUGCUGGUAUGGUAU
Chrysoperla carnea is the source of this 4055-nucleotide messenger RNA. RefSeq names its product kazrin (gene Liprin-gamma). Bases 122 to 3703 code for a protein of 1193 amino acids. The record is from RefSeq and is a predicted model, not a curated record. The transcript is spliced from 14 exons. Gene Ontology annotation, molecular function: protein binding. NCBI's taxonomy places the organism in Eukaryota, Metazoa, Arthropoda, Insecta, Neuroptera, Chrysopidae.